GGCGGCCUGUUUUUCGCCCCGGAGCUCCCCGGGCGAUCGUGAAGGCUGUUCCAGUCUUCAGAGCUCGGAACUUGAGGCGAUGGGGCUUCCUGAGGAGCGGGGUCGAAGCGGCAAUGGGUGUGGGGGCCGGGAGGAGGCUGGAGCGCGGAGCCGGGCGCGGAGCUGGUCGCCGCCGCCCGAACUCAGCCGUUCCGCGCAUGUUUCCUCACUGCAGCGCUACCGCGAGCUGCACCGACGCUCGGUGGAGGAGCCGCGAGAGUUUUGGGGAGACAUUGCCAAAGAAUUUUAUUGGAAGACCCCAUGUCCUGGCCCAUUUCUCAAGUACAACUUUGAUGUGACUAAAGGGAAAAUAUUCAUUGAGUGGAUGAAAGGAGCAACUACCAACAUCUGCUACAACGUACUGGAUCGAAUUGUUCAUGAGAAAAAACUUGGCGAUAAAAUUGCUUUCUACUGGGAGGGCAAUGAGCCAGAGGAGACCACCCAGAUCACAUACCAGGAACUUCUGGUCCAAGUGUGUCAGUUCAGCAAUGUUCUCAGAAAACAAGGCAUUCGGAAGGGCGACCGAGUUGCCAUCUACAUGCCCAUGAUACCGAAGCUUGUGGUAGCAAUGCUGGCAUGUGCUCGUCUUGGGGCUCUGCACUCCAUUGUGUUUGCAGGCUUCUCUGCAGAGUCUCUAUGUGAACGGAUCCUGGAUUCCAGUUGCAGCCUUCUCGUCACUGCAGAUGCCUUCUACAGGGGGGAAAAGCUUGUGAACCUGAAGGAACUGGCUGAUGAGGCCCUGGAGAAGUGUCGGGAGAAGGGUUUCCCAGUGAGAUGCUGCAUUGUGGUCAAGCACCUGAGGAGGUCAGAGUUGGGCACAGGUGACUCUUCCAGCCAGUCCCCUCCGGUUAAGAGGUCAUGUCCAGAUGUGCAGAUCUCUUGGAAUGAGGGGAUUGACUUGUGGUGGCAUGAACUCAUACACGAGGCAGGGGAUGAGUGUGAACCUGAGUGGUGUGAUGCUGAGGACCCGCUCUUCAUCCUGUACACCAGUGGCUCCACGGGCAAACCUAAGGGUGUGGUACACACAGUUGGAGGCUACAUGCUCUAUGUGGCCACAACCUUCAAGUACGUGUUUGACUUCCAUGCAGAGGACGUGUUCUGGUGCACAGCAGACAUUGGCUGGAUCACUGGCCAUUCCUAUGUCACCUAUGGACCAAUGGCCAACGGUGCCACCAGUGUUUUGUUUGAGGGGAUCCCCACAUACCCGGAUGUGAGCCGCAUGUGGAGUAUUGUGGACAAGUACAAGGUGACCAAGUUCUACACAGCACCUACAGCUAUUCGCCUGCUUAUGAAGUUUGGAGAUAAACCUGUCACCAAGCAUAGCCGGGCAUCCUUACAGGUGUUAGGCACAGUAGGUGAGCCCAUCAACCCCGAGGCCUGGCUAUGGUACUACCAGGUUGUAGGUGCCCAACGCUGCCCCAUUGUGGACACCUUCUGGCAGACAGAGACGGGUGGCCAUAUGUUGACCCCCCUCCCCGGUGCAACACCUAUGAAGCCUGGUUCUGCUACCUUCCCAUUCUUUGGUGUAGCUCCUGCAAUCCUGAAUGAGUCUGGGGAAGAGUUGGAAGGUGAAGCUGAAGGCUAUCUGGUGUUCAAGCAGCCCUGGCCAGGGAUCAUGCGCACAAUCUAUGGGAAUCAUGAACGCUUUGAGACCACCUACUUUAAGAAGUUCCCUGGGUACUAUGUGACAGGAGAUGGUUGCCGACGGGACCAGGAUGGCUAUUACUGGAUCACUGGCAGGAUUGAUGACAUGCUGAAUGUAUCUGGACACCUGCUGAGCACGGCAGAGGUGGAGUCAGCACUUGUGGAACAUCAGGCUAUCGCAGAGGCAGCUGUGGUCAGCCACCCUCAUCCUGUGAAGGGCGAAUGCCUCUACUGCUUUGUCACCCUGUGCGAUGGCUAUACCUUCAGCCCAACUCUCAUGGAGGAGCUCAAGAAGCAGAUUAGAGAAAAGAUUGGCCCCAUUGCCACACCGGAUUACAUCCAGAAUGCACCUGGCUUGCCUAAAACCCGCUCAGGGAAAAUCAUGAGACGGGUGCUUCGGAAGAUUGCUCAGAAUGACCAUGACCUGGGGGACACAUCUACUGUGGCUGACCCAUCUGUCAUCAACCAGCUUUUCAGCCACCGCUGCCCGACCAUCCAGUGAACAAGAUUGCCUUUUACCCAGGACCCCCCCCUGCUUGGCUUUCCAAAGUCUUGUCUACCCUCCCUGCCCCCAUUCAGGAGUACCGAGGGCUAGCACUGACCCACACUGAGAACCAGCUUUAGCCCUGGGUGGAGGCAACUUCCUGUGAUUGCCAGGCAGAUGGGACAGGACCCAGGUCAGCCUCAGGCUACAGUGCUUGCAAAGAGCCCUUGGAACCCAGAUAGGGACCUGAAGGUCAUGUCCCCAACCCAAGUUGAGUGUUCAGAGGGCACAUUAAGGCCUAAAGUGAAGAAGCAGGGAGGCAGCUCUAAUCCUGUCAACUCAGGAAGCACCAGUACUAAUCUUGGGCAUGCACUUGCCCGCAGAAACACCUGUUUAUGAGUCCUGGAACAGUUAUUAUUUUUUAAAACACUUCUUCUGCUCUGGGUCUUUUGUGCCAGAUGGCAGUGGCCUGCCCAUUUACUACUGGGGCUAUGCAGGCAGGCUCAGUUUCCAGAUGGUUUUCAGAUCAUUUGCUUCUUUGCAGGAGUAAAUGUGUUUUGAUCCUAGGGCCAGAAGAACUUGUCCUCUGUUCCCACCCUCAUCUGAACACAGUUGUGCCUAUGACAGACACUUUCAGAUGAAACUCUUUUCUUGCCCUGGUUCUGCUCAAGCCCCGUGGUUGUUGAAAUAAAGUCUGUGACCUCAAGAAGGUGGUGACUUGUUUUCUUA
This is a messenger RNA of Molossus molossus (Pallas's mastiff bat), 2896 nucleotides long. It is a transcript of the gene ACSS2, whose product is annotated as acyl-CoA synthetase short chain family member 2. Gene Ontology annotation, cellular component: cytoplasm. The transcript is spliced from 18 exons. NCBI's taxonomy places the organism in Eukaryota, Metazoa, Chordata, Mammalia, Chiroptera, Molossidae. The record is from RefSeq and is a predicted model, not a curated record. Gene Ontology annotation, molecular function: AMP binding; acetyl-CoA synthetase activity. The coding region runs from base 80 to 2185 and encodes 701 amino acids.